Molecule: messenger RNA, 588 nt
Organism: Colletotrichum acutatum
Lineage: Eukaryota; Fungi; Ascomycota; Sordariomycetes; Glomerellales; Glomerellaceae
Exons: 1
Coding region: 1-588 (195 amino acids)
Source: RefSeq, a predicted model, not a curated record
AUGUACAUCACAGACUCUACCCUGGACGGCCUCGUCGCCAAAGUCCGCGAAUUCCAACGCAAAGAAGGCUACGGCGUCAUCAAAACCCGCUCCAAGCGCUCCGCAGGCACCAAGGAAAUCUACCGCCAAGACCUGAGCUGCGAUCGCGGCGGCCGCCCCAAGGCCUCCGUCGCCAUGAUCCGCAACACAAAGUCCAACAAGACGGGCUGCAUGUGGCGCGCGCACCUGACUCUCCAGGCCGACUGCUGGGUCUGCAUCCCGCACAACAUGCAGCACAACCACCCGCCGCUGACCGAGUCCUUUGCCGCAAGCCGGUCCUUUCGCCAGCUGAGCUGGGAGGCGGCCGAGGGCGGCGUGCAGGGGAUCCGGAACCGGGUGGAUGCGUUGUCGAGGGGGGACCUGCCGACGGGGAAGUUGACGGCGCGCGUGAUUGCUGAGAAGAUUUCAGAGGAGACGGGGGCGUUGGUGAGGGAGAGUGAUGUGAGGAAUAUUCAGGCGAGUAUACGGCGGGCAAAGGCGCGGGAUGCCUCUGCCGGGGUUCAAAAUGAAGAAGAAGAUGAUGAGGAGGAGGAAGAGGACGAGGAAUGA